Oncorhynchus mykiss (rainbow trout) is the source of this 8318-nucleotide messenger RNA. The record is from RefSeq and is a predicted model, not a curated record. NCBI's taxonomy places the organism in Eukaryota, Metazoa, Chordata, Actinopteri, Salmoniformes, Salmonidae.
GUGUAAUCAAUCGAAGGAUUAGCGCGUGUCCUGUACAUUGUCAUCCCGCUAGUCGACCGGACUGGGAGUUUCAAUCACAACGCAAAGCCGGUUUCAGCCUGAAGUUUUUCUCCACGGUGAGAAGUGUCAUAAGGGCAGACGCAGGAGGGACAUGAGCGAGAGGUUUGUGGUCGUCCGUGUCGGUCAAGAUGACGACGGGGUCAAAAAUGAUCCUGUACCUGACAGCGGAGGGGCUGAAGGCGACUCCAUAGACCCACAAGAUUCUGUUCCUAUCCUCGAGUACAGUAGAGAGCCCAACAGAUACGUGGUUCCUGUGAAGGAUGUCAGGAAGUCCCGGGAAGAGGAGGAGGAGGAGGAGGAGGAGGAUGAAGAUGUGAUUGACAACAAUGUCUUCAGAGAGGAAGACGCGGCUGCCCACUUCCCAGGCGAUGGCAUGCCAAAGGAAAGCAGUCCCUUCAUUAACAACACAGACCAUGACAAAGGGAAUCUAUAUGACGGGAAGAACAUGGCCCUCUUCGAGGAAGAGAUGGACAGCAACCCCAUGGUGUCCUCGCUGCUCAACAAGUUGGCCAACUACACCAACCUCACUCAGGGGGUCAAAGAGCACGAGGAGGCAGACGAUGAGGAGGGGCCAGCCAGGAGUAAGAAACCAGUCAAGAGUCCCGCGUUGGGCACAUUAAUUGGGGUGUACCUGCCCUGCCUCCAAAACAUCCUGGGGGUCAUCCUGUUCCUGCGUCUCACCUGGAUCGUGGGAACCGCCGGCAUCAUGGAAUCCCUUGCCAUUGUGGUCAUGACCUGCUCCUGUACAAUGCUGACAGCCAUAUCAAUGAGUGCCAUCGCUACGAAUGGUGUAGUUCCAGCUGGAGGCUCCUACUACAUGAUCUCAAGGUCGCUGGGGCCAGAGUUCGGCGGGGCUGUGGGGCUCUGCUUCUACCUGGGGACCACCUUCGCUGGCUCCAUGUACAUCCUCGGUACUAUAGAGAUUCUGUUAACCUACAUUGUGCCUAGUGCGGCCAUCUUCAAGGCAGAGAAGAAGGAGGAUGAGCCGGAGGCACUGCUCAACAACAUGCGGGUGUACGGCACCUGCUGCCUCACCCUCAUGUCCCUGGUGGUGUUUGUGGGGGUCAAGUACGUCAACAAGCUGGCCCUGGUCUUCCUGGCUUGUGUCAUCCUCUCCAUUCUGGCCAUCUACGCCGGAGUCAUCAAGACCGCCUUCGAACCGCCAGACUUCCCUAUUUGCCUGUUGGGGAACCGCACGUUGCAGAACCACAACUUUGACCAGUGUUUGAAGACGAUGAAGGUGGGCAACGUGACGGUCACCACCAAGCUGUGGUCCCUGUUCUGUGACUCUCCAGACUUCAACGCCACCUGCAACGAAUACUUCACUCUCAACAACGUCACUGUGAUCCAGGGAAUCCCCGGCCUGACCAGCGGGGUCAUCAGAGACAACAUCUGGGGGGACUACGGUCCUAAAGGCAUGUUGGUAGAAAAUAAGCACCAGAUGUCGGAGCCGGCUGCAGACACCUCCCAGGAUAUAUACAUGCCCUACGUGGCCAACGACAUCACCACCUUCUUCACCCUGCUGGUGGGCAUCUACUUCCCCUCCGUCACAGGAAUCAUGGCUGGAUCCAACAGGUCUGGUGAUCUCAGGGACGCCCAGAAGUCCAUCCCCAUAGGAACCAUCAUGGCCAUCGCCACCACCACCUUCAUCUACAUUAGUUCUGUCAUACUGUUUGGCGCCUGCAUCGAGGGGGUGGUGCUGAGAGACAAGUUUGGGGACUCUGUGAAAGGGAACCUGGUGAUUGGCAUCUUGGCUUGGCCCUCCCCCUGGGUGAUUGUGAUUGGCUCGUUCUUCUCAUGCUGUGGAGCAGGUCUACAGAGUCUCACUGGAGCCCCCCGGCUGCUGCAGGCCAUCGCAAGGGACGGCAUCGUGCCAUUCCUACAGGUGUUUGGUCAUGGCAAGGCUAAUGGAGAGCCCACCUGGGCCCUGCUGUUGACUGGUGGGAUCUGUGAGAUCGGUAUCCUCAUCGCUUCUCUGGACGCUGUCGCCCCCAUCCUCUCCAUGUUCUUUUUGAUGUGCUACCUGUUUGUCAACCUGGCCUGUGCCCUCCAGACCCUGCUCUGCACCCCCAACUGGAGACCCCGCUUCAAGUUCUACCACUGGGCUCUGUCUUUCCUGGGCGCCAGUCUGUGUGUCUCCCUGAUGUUCAUCUCCUCCUGGUACUAUGCCCUGGUGGCCAUGCUCAUCGCUGGCUGUAUCUACAAGUACAUUGAAUACAGAGGGGCGGAGAAGGAGUGGGGGGACGGUAUCCGUGGUCUAUCGCUCAACGCUGCCCGCUACGCCCUCAUUCGCCUGGAGGAGGCACCGCCCCACACCAAGAACUGGAGGCCCCAGAUGCUGGUGCUAUUGAACCUAGAGUCUGACCACACGGUGAAACACCCACGCCUGCUCUCCUUCUGCACCCAGCUCAAAGCAGGGAAAGGCCUGACCAUCGUGGGCUCUGUGCUGCAGGGCACCUACAUGAUCAAGGAGGACGAGGUCAAGAAGGCUGAGCAGAACGUCAAGUCGUCGAUGGCGACGGAGCGUACCAAGGGCUUCUGCCAUGUGGUGGCAUCGUCCAACCUGCGCGAUGGUUUCUCCCACCUCAUCCAGACGGCAGGCCUGGGGGGCAUGAAACACAACACAGUCCUCAUGGCCUGGCCCGGUACCUGGAAACAGUCCAAUGACCCUGUCUCCUGGAAGAACUUCAUAGAAACUGUGAGGGAGACCACGGCGGCAAAUCAGGCAUUACUGGUGGCCAAGAACGUGGACAGCUUCCCCACCAACACGGAUCGCUUGGGCGAGGGCACCAUAGACGUGUGGUGGAUCGUCCACGACGGAGGACUGCUCAUGCUGCUACCUUUCCUCCUCCGCCAGCACAAGGUCUGGAGGAAGUGUAAGAUGCGUAUCUUCACAGUGGCUAAUAUGGAUGACAACAGUAUUCAGAUGAAGAAGGACCUGCAGAUGUUCCUCUACCACCUCCGUCUGGACGCUGAGGUGGAGGUGGUGGAGAUGCACGACAGCGACAUCUCAGCCUUCACCUAUGAGAAGACCCUGGUGAUGGAGCAGCGCUCUCAGAUGCUGAAACAGAUGCAGCUGUCGCGGACGGAGAGGGAGAGAGAGAUUCAGAGUAUCACCGACACGUCGCGUAGCUCCAUCCGGAGGAAGAACCAGACCGGAGCCUCAGGCUCCGAAUCUGACCCCAGUCGACAGCUGGAGGGCACACAGGAGGACGAGGCCCAGCUGAUCCACGACAGAAACACGGCAUCCCAUGCCGCGCUCAACGACAAGCCCGACACCGGCCCUGACCGAGUCCACAUGACGUGGACCAAGGAUAAGUUCCUCUCCGAGCGCAACCGCAACCGCUCCGAGGUCAACAUGGGUGUGCGCGACCUCUUCAACAUGAAGCCAGAGUGGGAGAGUCUGAACCAGUCCAACGUGCGCCGGAUGCACACUGCGGUCAAGCUGAACGAGGUGGUGGUGAACAGGUCACAAGGAGCCCACCUGGUCCUGCUCAACAUGCCGGGACCGCCCAAGAACAGAUCGGGCGACGAGAACUACAUGGAGUUCCUGGAGGUUCUGCUUGAGGGUCUCAACCGGGUCCUCCUGGUCCGCGGGGGCGGCCGCGAGGUCAUCACUAUCUACUCUUAAACGCUCAUUCCCACGAAAUGGCCACGGCAAUAGAUGGCAUUUUAGGGAGAAAUAAUCCUCUGGGUUGCUGUGGGAUUGUCGGAGGGGGGUGUGCAAUGGUAUUGGACAGAGGACUUCUUGACCUCGGAAGGGACGACCAGUCAGGGUUUUGUGAUGUGAUAGCAUCGCCCUGAUUCGUGGAGAGCACAGGUGUCCUGGGGCCUGCCUAUCACGCCGAGCGACUGGAGGAUACAGCAUUCAUACACUUUAACUUUUAAUUUGACACGUGUUGAUGUUUAUUGUUCAGAUUUUCUUAUUCUCUCCUCACUCUCUGUCUCUCUGUGUGUGUGUGUGUGUGUUGAGUUGUCAUGUAUGUUCAUGGUAAGUGUGUACCAUGGACCUUAGUCAUGUGUAAUGCACUAUGUAGGGAAUCAUCAUUUAGUUUGUCCUCAUUUUGGUUCAAAUUGAUGUCACCAGGCUGCCUCUAAGGUAUCUCUCAGCUCAGAAAUACAUCUCCUAUGAACCCUGAAAUAGAUGAAUAUUUCCUGGUCCAUCUAAUAUCGGUAUGAACCAAAUAGAAACAUUUUGCCUUGGAAUAACAUGCUUCGGUGAAUCGUUGCAGUAUCCUAGCCCACAGCAGAGCUCUGUUAGAGUGGAUGGCAAGUCCAAAACAAAGCUUACUUUUAUUUCAAAUCUGUCCCACACAUCAAGUUGUUGCUAUAGCUUUCCUGAGCUCCAUUGUCCCUUAAUUAUUAAAGGUGGGGGUCACAUUAGGAGCUCUUCCGUCCUACUGGUACACUCUUAUUCGUCUGAAUCUACUCGCAGAGGAGUUCUGUCAACCUCACUUCCAAUUGAGGAAGUGAGGAGGUUUAGCUCAUAAGUGGAUGGGUCCACCAGUUUGGACUAGGGUUCAUUCAUUUAUUUCAAUUGUCAAGGGAUUAAUUGUUAAUGUUGCUUUUGCUAAUUGUCAGCUCGUUGCUGUUGAGUGCAGCACAACGUCUGAAAGAGGUGUAUGUGUGUGUGGUGGGGGGCUUUGGCAUGGGAUAGGCCAAGGAUUUGGCUGUGCAAUAGAUGCUGUUGAUGUGGUGACUUGCAGACAUCUCACUAAGCCCUGAGACACUGAAGGUGGUCCACCUUGCCUGGGAGGUCUCCUAAAUGGACCCUGUGGUAUUGGCUCUGUAGCAUUGGUCAAAGCCCCCCAAGUACAGCCGUUGCAUUGGGAAGAUAGCCAUACUAUAUACUAUUGUAUUUAGCCCUUGUUGACUGUAUGUUACACACAGUACACCGCAUUAAGCAUAUUUAUAUAAAGAUUCACAAAGUUGCGAUUUAUUGGAAAUUGUAUUCAAGGGUGCAGGGUAUGAAAAUGACUUUUUUGUUGUAAAGAUCCUAUGUUCAGGAGUGCUGGUUUAAAUUCACGUGCUGUUCCACAGCUUAACAAGUCUAGGACAACUGGGGUCAUUAAGGUACUUCCCCUACCAGAGCCCUUUAGAUCUAUGCAUCAACGUACAGGACAAAUCAUGAGCUGGUUUGACACUACAGCUCAAUCUGACCUAAUCAUCAACUAAAAGAAUUGGUCAAAUUGUCUUCGACCCUCAAUCAGAAACAAAAGGUUGUUAUCGGAGCCAUCAUGCCAAAUAGUGUGCCCCCCCCCGCCCCGGCCAAAUAGAUAUAGCAACGGAUGCUAAUGGUUUAGAGGGGCACACUAUUUGGCAUGACAGAACCACUGUUUUGUCCGUUUUAGGUGUCAUUAGGGACAUCGUCAACACACAUCAUUUUGCUCCGUCUUUUCGAUUUACAGUACUGCAGUAUUUUCUGUUCACUGCAUAGUUUAGCUCUGCUAAUAGACGUCUUUAGGCUGGGAUGCUAUCACGGGGGGUUGGGUUAAAUGCAGAAAACACAUUUUAAGUUGAAUGCAUUCAGUUGUACGACUGACUAAGUAUUUCCUCCCUUUCCUUGUAAUACAGUGACCACUGCAUUCACAUGGUUGGGAUUUGUGAGUAUCACUUGUCAAUCGCAGGACACCAAACCAAGAGUCUGUACUGGAAUAGAAUAGACGGGAAGAGUGUCAUUAUGAAGUAGCUCUGAACCAUCACUGUUUUCUCUCUCUGGAGAUGAGCAUGCAGAGUGUGGGGGGGGGUUACUGAAAACAUGCUGUCUCUUAGAGCAAUCAUAUAGGACAGAUGUGGGGGGCCAUAGGAUGUGGGGGGCCAUAUAAAUCAGCUGAUCACACUGUUCAAUGUCAGGCUUUGUUCUCCUAUUAUUUGUAUGCUUAUUCUCUAGGUUUCAUGUCAGCUGACCCCGAUGAAUCAUUGUGACUUUGUAUAGGAAGAAGCGUGCCAAAUGGACUGAUGUGAAAGUAUAUGUUGGUCAAUGUCAGCCACAGUGCACGCGUUAACAGACGAAGGUGCUUUUAGGGCGGGGCGGGGCAAGAUCAAUUUAAUUUGUAAAUACAUUAUAAUGCAUUAUAACCACUUAAUUAUUUUUGAUUUGGAAACACAGAUUUACACACAUUUGAACACAAAUUAUUAGCUAAAAAUUUUUGGGGGAGUUUCUGGUUACAAAAUUGAAAAGGUACUAUCGCACAUCUGAGCUGUCUUUGUAGCAGGUGCAUGGUAACAGUUGAAUACGAUGAGGGGGAAAUAAAAGAGAGCUCUGACGAAGGCCUUGAGGACCAUACGUUAGCUUAAUAAAGAGAGCAGUGAUACCAACGAGCAGUAUGCAGGUUCCUAGUUACAAAAUUACUUCCUUGUAGGCUGCAUAUUAACAGUGGAGGCAAUGGCAUCUGUGAUUUCUAGGGCACAUGAAGGCUACUUCUAUAGGCAACUGACGCCAGAUAUAGGAAACUAUUGGGACAAAGGAAGGAACCAAUCCCCCCCUCCUCCUCUGCAUUUUAUUUAGAACUUUUUUUUUGUAGCUGUGCAGUAUUUUGUAGCCAGAACAUUGUAUAUUUCAACAGUAUGUUUCAAUUAGUGUCUCUGUUUUUGUAGAGUCGACCAUCGGUUAGACAAUGUUGUGUCUAGUUAGUCGUAGUUUCUGUCUGCCCUUAACAGUUACGUUAUACCGGACUCUGUGACUUUUCAGGACUGGAGUCUUGUGAUUUUAAGGAGGGGUAGGGGUUAUAUGUCAAGACAUUUGCAGGUAUGUUUGUGUUUUUUCCUAACCCAUUGGAAACACGACAUGGACAAGGUUUUUGAAGACCUCUGCUUGGACUCUGGUGGAGAUUUCACAGAAAGGAUUUUAGAGGAGCCAGUUGGAGAAUGGGUUAUGUUACUAAUAUGAUUUUAAGUUAAUUUAACAUGUUUUAUUAUUUUAAGGUUUCUAGCCCCCAAAGAUCAAAUCUUUGAGUCUGAUAUGAAAUAUCACGUUGUUAGUAGUGUAAAAAAUCUUAGAGGACACAAAGCUAAGGCUUCUGGGUAACUGUAUAGGACGUGUAAGCAGCAUAUGUUCCACCAUUCUGGUUCAAGUGACGAGAGAAUGUAUCUCGAGGUGAAUACCGUGGAUACCGUUGUCAAAGGAGAAUAAACCUGUUCAAAUCGCUUUCUCUUUUUUCUUCUUCUUCUCUCUCUGUAAAUGGUAACAAUCUUUUAUAUGAAGCGAUUGAGGAGUGAGCCUCCGCUCAUUCUGAGGGAGAAGCAGUGUAUCCGCGUGUGGUGGUACUGCUGCUGUCCCGGCUUAGUGGAUACACGUCACAGACUCCAGUAGGAAGUCACUUGUGGGCCACACGUAGUGGAGGGGGUAGCCCUUUUAAAUUGUAUCCGUGCCUCGGAGUAGAUAUAAAUAAAAGUGCUGAAUUAUGUCAGAACUGUAUAGCCUACUGUGUCAUUUUGUCAGGUUUGUCAUUGAAUAAAAAUAUUUAUUUCAGCAGGGUAAUUAUCUCCUAUUCCAACAUUAAUCCUGGGCUACAUCGUUGGACACAACUGAAUGUAGUGUUGAGCUAUACAUUAUUCUGUUGAGGUAAAUACAGUAUUUUGUGUAGGAUAUACAGUGCAUUCGGAAAGUAUUCAGACCCCUUGACUUUUUACCCAUUUUGUUACGUUACAACCUUAUUCUAAAAUGGAUUAAGUUAUUAUUUUCCCUCACCGAUCUACACACACUACCCUAUAAUGACAAAGCAAAAACAAGUUUUUAGAAAUGUUUGCAAAUGUAUUAAAAAUUUAAAAACGUACCUUAUUUACAUAAGUAGUCAGAACCUUUGCUGUGAGACUCGAAAUUGAGCUUAGAUGCAUCCUGUUUAAAUUGAUCAUCCUUGAUGUUUCUACAACUUGAUUGUAGUCCACCUGUGGUAAAUUCAAUUGAUUGGACAUGAGUUCAAUAAAACACAUUUGAAAAGGCACACACCUGUCUAUUUCAAGGUACCACAGUUGCGAGCUUCGUUUUUGCUCUGACAUUUACUAUGAAGUGGAAGGAAAUGUCCGUAGAGCUCUUGACAGGAUUGUGUCGAGGUGCAGAUCUGGGGAACGGCACCAAAAUAAAUUCAGCAUCUUUGAAGGUACCCAAGAACACAGUGGCCUCCAUCAUUCUUAAAUGGAAGACGUUUGGAACCACUUAAAACCAAAGGUUCAUUGUGUUAAAUUGACCGCAGGAUAGGUAUGCAAGUAUAUUGUUAUAUUGAGAAGUGGCGAAUAAAUGCAUCUACUUACAUAAGUGA